AAAAUUUAAAUUAAGCUUCAUAAGCAUUGAAAUUCAAUUGUGCGAUCAUUGAUAACUUCAGCAUUGAAGAUAUUUUGGUUAAGCGCUGAAAUUUGACCACUAGACCAUUCAGGUGUCGUUUGCGUAUUAUGCUCGGCGACGCUUGCGCCGCCAACAGUCGGAAACUUACGUUCAAACGCGUCACACGUUUUAAGCGGACGAAUCAUCUUUUUAGGAGUAACAUAAGUAAAGUGUGGUAUUUUUGAAUUGAUGAAAUCAAAGCUUUGUAGCACGUUAAAAGGCAAUGAGUUUGAUUUUUAAGUGCUUGGUUGCAAGUUGUGCGGCCAAUUAGAGAAUACAUUGUUCAAGUUAAAUAAAUAAAAGAUUUCGAAUGCAGUUGUGAUUUUUUUGCAUUUCAAAUUAAAAACGAAUAACUCUUUAUAGCAAACCACAAAAGCAAACUAUUGAAUAAUUGAGGAACAAUUUAAAAAGCAAGCAAUUUUUACGGCAUACCCAUAAACACCAACAACAAUAACAGCAAUAACAUAGUACAACAAAUUUUGAAAAGCUUUAAUUUGGUGAGUGCACAUCACGUUCGGUUGUGUGCAUCUGGUGCUUUGUGUCAAAGGUCAGAAACUCAUAUGAAAAUGUCGCGAAAGGCAACGAGAUUCGUCAACUCUACUGCCAGCAUCAAGCUGCCACCAAGCUCGAAGGCUAGCAGAACUGCAUAUGCUUCUCCUGGGACACUGAUGACGCUGCUGCUCUUGUCCGCUAUUUUGAUUUGCGGCUCCAGCUUUGGUCUUGUCGAGGGCCUCAAGUGCUACAUGUGCGGGCAGUACAACGAAGGUGUGGGCUCUAUAACGCCAUGCACAAACUAUUCCAAGGAAAUCGAGCAUCUCUAUCUGAAAGAGUGCACCAAGAAGAGCGAGAAAUACUGUGUGAAAUAUGUCAGCGAAUUGUCAAUUGUGCGAGAUUGCGCCACCGAGUGUGCAGAGAAGGACAUUUGGGAAACUCAAACCUACUGCUGCAAGGAAGAUGGCUGCAACUCCGGCGGCACUUUGGAGUACUCCAUUGUUUUAUUAACCUUGCCUAUUUUAAGUUAUAUAGCCUGGUGAAUUAGAAGCUGCUGUCCGCGUUUAUCUAGUUACUCAUCAUACUUACGUUUGAGCUCAUGCACCAAUUGUAGCUUUUUAUUAUAAUUUACAAGAGUUUUUAACGUUAUUAACAAUGGGACCUAACCUAAACACAAAGUACUUUGCAACAAAAUUGUGCCAAAAAAUUGUGGUACUGUAAAUUUGUUAUCAAAACUCAUGCGUUUAGUUGAUCACCUUAACUGUCUUCCCAGCAAAAACAAAAUAAAUAAAAUAAUGAUAACAAAUUAAUGUUGGAUAUAUAAACAUUCAUCAGAAAUAUAAGCUGUGGUAAAAGCUCUGCCAAAAAUUAAUGUGAAUUGAUAAUUGAAUGUUACAGAUAAGCUAAAAAUAUCCAAAACGUAUUUAGAAAUGAUUCAUUGUGAAAAUAAUUGUAAAGCUCAAAUAUUAAUUCAAUUACCCUCAGAUUAAAACGCAUAGAACAAUUGUAAAUGUUUUGUGUAAGACUCUGGCUACUUUCGCAAGUAGAUAAACUAUUAAAUCACGAUAAAUAGCUAAACAAAAAAAAAAGAAAAGAUUUAUUAAGAUGGUUCACAGAACGCUGUGUAGAAAUUAAUUUGAUUAGUAGCUGAUGUUCAAUGAUGCAAAAUAAAAAUACGGGCAACUUCAAAUGUACGCAACGUUCAUCAGCCAUAGCCAGAAUAUUUUCUCAAGUUAUAGACCGAGAGUUACGCUUAAUAUUUCUAACAAACAGUUGUUUUAUUUAAAAUGUUAACAACACCUUUUUGUAGCUGUAUAUUACACAAAAAUCAAAGUCACAGUAAGUAUAAUUUUGGGGUCUGUGAUUUUGUUUUUUGCUCAUGUAAUAUUUAUAUUUGUAUCUGUUACUUCUGUUUUCUAGAACAAGCUAAGCAAAAGUUUGUUUGUUACUCUAACUUUAGCUUAGCUUUUAAUAAACGAUUCACUAAAUAUAUAUACUAUACAAAAUUAUUAAUGGCAUUAUAACAGAAUAAAAGCUCAUAUGUAAUUUUAAGGUGGUGCGAAUUAAUUAAUAACAAAUACAAUUAAUUCUAAGGCAACUCUGCAUAGUUUUCACUUAACUGUACAUGAAAAUUUUAAAUUAUAAUUAAAUUUAACACUAGUUUUAUUCCAAGAAUGAAUACAAUUAGUCAGGUACAGCAAUUCGGCAUGUAUUUACAUACAUAUAUACAAUUAUAUUCAAUAGUUAACAGCCCAAGCAUAAAUACUAUGGAAACAAAAGCGAGUUUUUUAGCUACAUUUAUUGCAAAACUUUAGUAGUAUAUCGAACGUUUUAGUAAUGCAAAAUGUAAAAAUUAUACAGCUCUAACUAACUAAUAGCGCACUUAAUGCAUUUCCAUUUUUUAUUUAU
This is a messenger RNA of Drosophila busckii, 2460 nucleotides long. RefSeq lists its product as uncharacterized. The record is from RefSeq and is a predicted model, not a curated record. NCBI's taxonomy places the organism in Eukaryota, Metazoa, Arthropoda, Insecta, Diptera, Drosophilidae. The transcript is spliced from 4 exons. Bases 621 to 1094 code for a protein of 157 amino acids.